UCGUAUGUUAUCAAGACUGGGGACUUUUGCACUUGUAACGUUACAUAUGUCUGGGGGUUUCCAUUAGUUUUGGCGGCCUUUUUGCCGCCAAAACGUCCUCUAAAUGGCGGGCAAUCCUCGCCAGGAUCUGUACCUGGAGAUUUCUCGAAACCUGUUACAGGAAGAACUUAGAGAUCUCCGUAACUAUGUCAGCGGUGCGAAGAUUUUACCUGCAGGUGUCGUCCAAAACGCCACCGCUCAAGAGAUCUUCAACCAACUUGAAAAAGAAUGGAAUUUGAAGUCGGGAGAUCUUUCGCUUAUGGCAGACCUCCUGACAAAAAUUGGAAGAAAUGACUAUGCUGAGCAGGCGGAGGAGAUUGCUGAAAACGAGAGGAAUUUGCAAGGAGAACUGACCCCACGGCAUGAACCCACCCAGAGGUUAGUGAGGAGAUCUGGUGGUUCCUGGCACAGGAAGAGAAGGUCUGAGAACUACGAGCAAGGAUACGCUCCGGCAACAGCAAGCGGUAGACGGAGAGCACCCUUUGGACACAGCAGACAAAAUGUGAAUAGAGAGGAUGACUUUGCGCCAGCGAGGAAGAGGCCUCGACAAGAUCCAAAUAAGCCACGACAAGAUCCAUUUGUGCUACAGAUGAAACAAAGUAUUGUCAAGAGAUGUCAGGGGUGCAAACAGGAGUUUGGAGAACUCAGUUACCCAGCUAACGUAGUCAUUCAACACCGUAACAACUACCCCUAUUUUGACAAGUGGGAGUGGUCAGUUGUCGACAGCUGGAGGAAUGGGUACUUCCAUGCAAAUGUGGCUUGUAUCAAACCACGUUACUCGGACUUUGACCCCCAUGAGGUAAUGGUACCACCAUCUACAUUAGAGAACCUGACAGACGACCAUGUAGAGUACUGCAAAGAACAUGGCAUACUGUUGUCCGUGCCGUGGGAAACCUAAAUUGUUGAUGGUGGCCCCAUUCCUUCGUUGGGAUUUGCGAUCUGAGUAUCUUGGUUUUGACAAUAUUUCCAUGGCUGCAUUUUUUGUCAACUGGGUACGUAUUGUUUCUAUCUGUAACACAAACAAAAGUUAUUACAAUGUAGGAGGCAAAAAGCUUUACAGAAUUCUUGCUGUCAUUUUUGUUGCCAAAUAGCUAUCAGGUAAAUUUGCUCAUGGAGUGGUGGUGUUCAGUCAUACUCACGUACAGACGACUUGGGGAUCUACUUUUAUGUACAAUUGUCAGUUCUAUGUAACAAUGGAGAAAAAACUUUCCGGACACUUUGUAUCUGAAGAAGAACUUUGGCAAAUAUAUAAAUUUAGAAAGCGUUACAUUCCAAACAUACCACAGACAAAAAGCUUUUGGAUGUGUUUAAAAUCAAUACCUUAAUAUAUUGAUGAAAUUUUAUUUGUAAGUUGAUGCCGGGAGGCUAAUAAUUGCAAGUAAAGUAUAUGGUAUAAAAAUAGGGAGCAUACAUGUGACAAUAAAUAGUGAUAAAUUGUAAAAAGAGACUACUCGAAUACUAGUGUUGGCUAUUUCUAAACAGGUUGGGUAAUAUAUAGCACACAAUGCACAAAUAUUUAGAUUAAAAUGUAGAAGAAAAUGUUGUGUCCCGACCGACCCUAGCCAAAAACUGCUGACCCUAGGCUUUUUGGUCGGCCUCUGGCAAAAAGGCAUAACAUUUUCCAUCUGACGUUUUGGUGACGAAAUUUGAAACAGACUUCCUGAACUUUGCACUCUGUUGACUGUUGCUAUGAACAAUUGAAGUAAGUCUGUGUACUAAACAUUUUUGUUCCGUUCUGAUAAUACAAUUCACGGUGUUUGUAUAAGGUACGAAUGCAUGCAUACUUUACAACAUGAGUACGAGUGCCUGAAGCAUUUCAGUUUUACAUUGCUGAACUGUUACUUUUUUUCCACGUCGGCUGACAUUUGAAAAUAAUAAAACUGAGAGAGAAUCCUGCCUAAUCCAUGUUUACGCAUCUAUCAUACAAUAAAGUAUAUUUUCAUCUUCGAACCUGAAUCGUUUAUUUGUUGUGAUGGGGGCGAAAAGUUCUGACAUAGUUGAAUACAUCACGUUUUAACAUUUCUAGAUAUAUUGUUUUAUUCGCGUUCUUUUACACGUUUGGUGGGGAAGAUUUUGACCUUAUCAUGU
Molecule: messenger RNA, 2127 nt
Organism: Branchiostoma floridae (Florida lancelet)
Lineage: Eukaryota; Metazoa; Chordata; Leptocardii; Amphioxiformes; Branchiostomatidae
Exons: 4
Coding region: 104-937 (277 amino acids)
Biological process (GO): regulation of apoptotic process
Molecular function (GO): protein binding
Source: RefSeq, a predicted model, not a curated record